Gongylonema pulchrum is the source of this 279-nucleotide messenger RNA. NCBI's taxonomy places the organism in Eukaryota, Metazoa, Nematoda, Chromadorea, Rhabditida, Gongylonematidae. The record is from the annotation of a GenBank genome assembly.
AUAAAAGAUUAUUACCCAUGGGAGGAUGUUAGUGUCGAUAAGCAGCUAGUGAAACGAGCAUAUGAAAAUACAAUUGUGAUCACGGCACAUGGUUAUGACCAUAAAUUCAUUCAAGAAUUUCAGCAAAAAUUUGCUAAGGAAACCGGCCAUUUGGCUUCACAGGUAUAUUUGAAUGGAAUCCGUAGUGCUGAGCUGUUUUAUACAGUCCCGUUAAAGCAUGCAGGGACGUUGCAAAUUCUGCGGAAUGAUCUGUUUGAACGGCCAUAUGGAAUUAUUUGA